AUGUCAGCCACCGGUCAGAAACUCAAGGUCGCUGCCAUCCAAGCUGAACCCGCGUGGAAUGAUCUUGAAGGAGGUGUCAACAAGUCCAUCGCACUGAUUGAGCAGGCUGCAGCGCAGGGUGCCCAGGUCAUCGGCUUUCCUGAAGUCUUCAUCCCUGGCUAUCCAUGGAGUAUCUGGGCCCAUGGCCCGAUUGAUAAUGCAAGCUUUAUGGACGAGUACUUCCGUAACUCCUUGGAACGGGACUCUCCCGAGAUGAAGCGUAUCUGCGCCGCCGUCAAGGAGGCCGGUGUCUUCGUUGUCCUUGGGUACAGCGAACGAUACAGAGGCACGCUCUACAUCGCCCAGUCCUUCAUCAACGAGAACGGUGUCAUCGUUCACCACCGCCGCAAGAUCAAGCCCACCCACGUCGAACGCGCCUACUACGGCGACGGCCAAGGCGAGAGUCUUCAGACUGUCGUGCCCAGCACCAAGCUCCCUGACGUGCGCAUUGGAGGCCUCAAUUGUUGGGAGCACACUCAGACCCUCCUCCGUUACUACGAAUACGAGCAGAAUGUCGAUGGUGCCUGCUAUGUUGCUGUCGCCACUCAGGUCAUGACUCGGGACAGCUUCAAGCGCUGCAGAGUCGAUAACUUUGCUUACGCCAACAACCACCCUGAGCACGGCGGUGGUUUCAGCAUGAUCUACAACCCUUGGGCCGAUGAACUUGUGGAGCGUCUGGAUCCUAGCAAGGAGGGCAUCCUCAUCGCUGAGGUCGACUUGUCUUUGAAGCGACUGGCCAAGCAAAAUCUUGAUGUCGUUGGGCACUACUGCCGACCUGACCAGCUUAGCCUCCGUGUCAACAAGCACGCUGCACGUGCCGUCCACUAUGCCGCGGAUCCAUGA
Aureobasidium melanogenum CBS 110374 is the source of this 882-nucleotide messenger RNA. RefSeq names its product aliphatic nitrilase. The record is from RefSeq and is a predicted model, not a curated record. The coding region runs from base 1 to 882 and encodes 293 amino acids. NCBI's taxonomy places the organism in Eukaryota, Fungi, Ascomycota, Dothideomycetes, Dothideales, Saccotheciaceae. The transcript has 4 exons. Gene Ontology annotation, molecular function: catalytic activity.